AUGUAGUAAGAAGUUGAUCCAGAAUUCACAUUUUCAGGAGUAAUUAAUAAAGAAAGUAAAAAAAUUUAUGAUGGUCUUAUGAAAAUAAAACGCAAUGAUGUUUUGAAUUUCUUUUAAUUUUAUAGCCUUUUUAUAUAUGUGUAACUAAUAAAGUAGAUUUCCUUUCAAUUGGCAGGACUAAUUCUCAUCAUUUCACUUUAUAAGUAGAUAAAAUAAAAACUAAUUAACCAAUGAUCAUUGAAAGAAUUGAUCUUGAAGCCUUUAAAUAAGCCUUAUCAGUAAUAUCAUAUAUAUUAUAGUUUUAAGCUACUUAGAAUGGAUAUGCAAUAUCAAAUCUAAUUUCUCAAUUAUCAACUCAAUUUCAAAACUUAAAUUGAAGAAAAUACAUAAAUGAAUACUUAUUCUUGCAAAUCAAAUUGUAAAAUUCCUAUUUUAGUUAAUUGUGAUAAGGAAUAAGUCAAAAUGUUAUUAAAUCUAUAAAUUCAAAAUACUUUAGUACAUUUGGAAUUUUAAGAUUGUGAUUCAUUUAGACUGAUUUCUUAGUAAUAUAAAGCAUUGAAAUUACAUAGAAUCUAAUUUGAAAUUAUUCCAGAAUAAACUUAAUUGAGAUUAUAAACAUAUUUUGAAACUGAUUAUAAUAUGAUAAUGAAAUAUCAUUUUAACAACUUCAAAAUUUUAGAUAAAAAUAUUACAGAAAAAGAAAAAUUUACAUAUAAUAGUGAUGAAUUUGUAGAUUCUAUAUCUAUGUUAGAUAAAGAUAGUACUCUUACAUUUCUUUUAACUAAUAAUGGUACAUUAUUAAUUGGAGUUUUGGGUGGUUAAGUAUACUCAACAAAAUCACUCUUAUCAAGAAUAAUUGUUCAUGAUGAUUAUUGA
Molecule: messenger RNA, 876 nt
Organism: Paramecium pentaurelia
Lineage: Eukaryota; Ciliophora; Oligohymenophorea; Peniculida; Parameciidae
Source: the annotation of a GenBank genome assembly